This is a messenger RNA of Lactuca virosa, 324 nucleotides long. NCBI's taxonomy places the organism in Eukaryota, Viridiplantae, Streptophyta, Magnoliopsida, Asterales, Asteraceae. The record is from the annotation of a GenBank genome assembly.
AUGGCUGACAAGGCAAGUUGUGAAACGAAGCUUGACUUUAUAAGCGAGGGAGCUCUCUCUGUUUUUUUGGGCUUAGCCUUUUUCCGGUGUUCGACUUCGACCCACCCACACAUCCACUGUUCCCAACCCCCUCGAUUCCCCUUCGCGACACUUCUCUCCACCACACACGCACACGGACACCCAAACCGAUACAAACACCACCGCCUUUCGCCUUCUUCGCAUCGUCCUUGCUAUCGCUUUCCAAGAUCGCAGAUCGGAGUUGUAGUUGUAGAUCGGAAUUACCCUAUCUAUUUAUCUACGGUCUUCCAGAUACUUCUUGGAUGA